AUGGUUCGCAAGAUCAGUGGACUUUUGUGUUGCCUCUGCGUUUUUGGUAUUUCAUUGAGUGAUAGCGCUAUAUCAGAUAAUGAAGCUAGAUGUCGUAACCCACCGACUGCUCCACAGAAAAUCGAAAGAGUCAUAACGCUGUGUCAGGAUGAGAUCAAAUUAUCUAUAUUAAGAGAGGCCCUCGACGUGAUCAAGGAGGAACACACGAUGCCAGCGCAGAGGCGGCGUGACAAGAGAGAAGUGCCCUUCACCCACGAUGAAAAAAGGAUAGCUGGGUGUUUGCUGCAGUGUGUUUACCGGAAAGUGAAAGCUGUUGAUGGGUUCGGAUUUCCUACUCUGGAGGGACUGGUUGGCCUGUACUCUGAUGGAGUGAACGAGCGUGGCUACUUCAUGGCUGUGCUUGAGGCAUCCCGGGAUUGUCUCAUGAAGAACCACGAUAAAUUUUCCAGAACUAUACCUAUGGACAACGGACGCAACUGCGAUGUGUCGUUCGAUAUAUUUGAAUGCAUAUCGGACCGGAUUGGUGAAUACUGCGGCAGCUCGGGCCUAUGA
This is a messenger RNA of Arctia plantaginis, 552 nucleotides long. NCBI's taxonomy places the organism in Eukaryota, Metazoa, Arthropoda, Insecta, Lepidoptera, Erebidae. The record is from the annotation of a GenBank genome assembly.